CACAUUUUGAAAACACAAAACACGUACAACGCUUGGUUACGUUCUUAAACAUCUACUCACUCAAAAACAUAGAUAAUACUUCCGUGUUGUGAUAAGACGAAAAUGUAAACACUCGAAAUUGAAUGAUUGAGGAAUAAAUUCGGCUAGUUGGUUAAACAAACUUGAGUUGGAUUUGAAUGGAUCUUGUGUUGAGUUAAAAUUGUGUUCAGUUGGUGUAACGAGAUUUCAUGGAUUUUACACACGCGUUUUAUUGGAUCUAACCCUACCCCAGGGCUGAGAGCCUGACCCAGGGAUUUGAAGAAAAAUGGCGACUUGCGGACCCCCGUACUCACCCGUGGACGACAGACACAAGGAUCGGGAUAUGAUGGCGGAAGCUGAGGAGGUUCUGGUCAGGAAAGGAAAGGCGUGUAGCCGGUGUGUGGGGGCGUGUCCGGGAUACGAGCCGCACUUCUGGAGGAAAAUAUGUCGUCACUGUAAGUGCCCACCAGAAGUACACGACAUGGCAUCAAGUCUUGUUGAUGAUCGGAGCCUGAAUCGGCUGAUGCACGACGUCAAACGCAACUCAACAUCGGAUGAUGACAGUGGCUGUCCGCUAGAAGAGUACUCCUGGGUGCCACCAUCACUGAAGCCCGAACAGGUUCACCAGUAUUUCCGCGCGCUGCCCGAAGACAAGGUCCCAUACCUUAACAGCGUUGGGGAGAAAUAUCGUGUUCGUCAACUACUCCAGCAACUCCCUCCGCACGACAAUGAGGUGCGUUACUGCAACAGUCUGAGUGAGGAAGAAAAACAUGAGUUGAGGAUGUUCAGCGCGCAGCGGAAACGCGAAGCACUAGGAAGGGGGAGUGUCCGACCGUUGCCGCUGACAAUGCAGGGAGGAGUCUGUGCUAAGUGUAAGUCAAUGAUAUCAGGUGGAGAGAUAGCGGUAUUCGCAUCCCGUUGUGGUGCAGAGAAAUUCUGGCACCCAUCAUGUUUCGUGUGCUCCACAUGCGAUGAACUCCUGGUCGACUUGAUCUAUUUCUUCCGAGACGGACAGCUGUUCUGCGGGCGACACCAUGCGGAGCUAAUCAAACCACGUUGUGCGGCCUGUGAUGAGAUUAUCUUUGCUGACGAGUGCACAGAGGCAGAGGGACGUAGCUGGCACAUGAAGCACUUCUCUUGUUUUGAGUGUGACACCCAGUUAGGCGGCCAGCGUUACAUAAUGCGAGAGGGACGUCCUUUCUGCUGUCUCUGCUUCGAGCGCAUGUUCGCUCAGUUUUGUGAUACGUGUGGGGAACAUAUAGGUGUAGAUCAGGGUCAGAUGACACACGAGGAUCAACAUUGGCAUGCCACCCCGAACUGUUUCAAAUGUCACACAUGUCAAAAAUCACUUCUAGGACAGCCAUUUUUGCCGAAACAUGGUGUUAUUUAUUGUUCUGCGGCGUGUUCGCGAGCUGGAGCUGGAAAGAAUAUGCAUAUUCCUAGAAAGGCAGAGGAAUAUAUGCAGGAUAUCAAUAACAUUCGGUUAGGCUCACCUGUUAGUCACGCAAUGCAGGAAAGCAGUGUUAUGGCUCUUCAGGAGGUUCUGAGGCAGCAGUAUAGCAUACCAGACAGUUGCCCAUCUUCUGAUCGAGACCAGGGGUACGCUACAAGUAGCAACAGUGAGGUGUACGCGCCUGGAAUGUAUGAGCCGCCUACAAAAGCACGGUUAGAAAUGUCCGGCUAUGAAAUUAACAUGGAUGGUUUGGCUGAUGCAUUGCCCUUGCAUGACGCCAAAAAGAAAAGACUUUCACAACUGUCUAUGCCAGACUUGUCAUCAAAACUACAGUUACAAAGAAGUGAUUCAGAAAAGAACAGCUCGUGUAGUUCAAGAAGUCGAAGUGUAAGUCGAAGUAGGUCAGGUUCGGAAAAGAAUCUUGGUGUAAAGUUCAGUGGUAAUGCACAAGCAAACUAUUUUCACCCUGAGGUGCCUACAAAUUUUAUACAAUCAUUUAGUAGUAAACAAAAGAUGAAUAGUCAAAAUACAUCUGCAAACAGAUCCUUCCCUGAAUUGCGGGCAGGGAAUUCUCCAAUAGAGGAUUUAAAUGAGUUGCCGCUACCAGAUGAGGAAAAAAUGAACCCGAUUACACGACCACCGCCACCGGGAAGGUCUCACCAUAGACAUAGCCAUCGUGGUAGAUAUCCACGGAGUCAGAGCUUUGAAGGGCGCGCAUCAAUGGUUGUGCAGACUGGUCCAAAUGGUGAAAUGGAGCGUAAGAAAAUUUUGAAAAACCCAAAUAAUCAUAUGUCUCAUAACGCGGAGUUAUCGUUAUCGAUGGAUAGAGGUGUUGAUCAUUAUGACGAUAGUUACUCAUGCAGUACGUGUUCUAGUUCAAGUGAUUCCGAGGAUGAUUAUGAUUGUUACUAUGAUAGUCCAGGUAAAGCUGGUGCUCCGAGGAUAGCUUAUGUAGACAGUUUUGGUUUCCCAGAAUGCAAGAGUGCAACAAUGGGAAGAAAACCGCGAAGGCAUAAAAAUAAGAAAGAUAAGAAUUGUACAAUCUCUUAGCAGUUUCUGAAACCAAUUGCUAGUACAAAGACUGGUGUAUGUGCAAAUACUGAAUUCUGAUUGAUAUUAUUGUGGCUUACUUUUAUUUAAUUUUGAUAAUUAUUAUGCGUCAUUGUGCCUAACUGUAGGGUCGUUAUUAGAUGUUGGUUUUACAUGUCUCAUGUGAUACAAGUUUUAAUAAAACAUCAUACAUGUAUGUAACAUAAUUAUGUAUUUUCAGUGAUAUCAACCUGUCAUAGUUUAUAAUAAGGUAAUAAAAAGAAUUUCUUUGUUUCCACUAACAUCUCAAAAAAAGGGGCCAGACGUAAAUCUUCUUUUUUCAAUUUUUCUUUAGGAGAACCCGGAUUUUGUGCCAAAACAGCCUAUAUCAGGGUAUAUCACUAUAAUUUUAACAUGUCAGCUCAAAAAAUGCAUUUUUAUUAAUUUUUGAAAUUACAAGAAAAAAUCCACUCAACGGCAAAGAAAUGUAGGGUUAGAAGGAAAAAAUAAGUUUGGUCGGCUAAGUGGAAACAAACAUUAUUCUUUUUACGCCUAAAGGGUUUACUCUUUGGAUGAUUUUCAAAAUUAAUAUUAUGUUUUAAGACUAAAAGAUUGAUGUUGAAACACAAAUAACUCUGAUUGACACACAAAAUAACACACUAGCUAUUUUUUAAAUUUAACAAAAUUUAAAUUCCAUUUUUUUUGUUUAACAUUUUUCAUCUUUUUAUCUGUAAAAGUAUGUAUGCUAUGAUGUUAUUUUAAUGUUAUUUGUUAAAAUCAUGUACAAAACAGUUACAGUUAAAAUGUUGCUUUAAACCGUUAUUAAUUAUUCAGUUACAGUUUUUUCUGUAUUGCCUUUUUCUAUGCAAAUGGUUAAAGUUCAAGUUAUAAUUUUAAUAAUUUCAUACAAAGUAGUAUUUUUUCAAUAUAUGACAUUACUGCUGACUAAAGUUGCAUUUGUUGUGCUAUUGUUAUCUGUAUAUGUAUAUUCUAAUUCAAUCCAAAGAGUUGUAUUGUGUUAUUACCAUCAUUUUUCCCAUUCGAAAAUGUAAAAAAAAAUAUUUAAAAAGUUACUAUGGUUACCAUUUGAUUUAGGGCACAUUCUUUAUAUGUUAACUUUUGACAACCAUUCAUUUUUUGGCAGGGAUUUUGUAAGAAGUAAUGGCUUUAUUAAACUGUACAUCAAUUAAGAAAGACUAUUUACAUGUACUUUAUGAUUAACACCCAGUGGAGUUGUUUUGUAUGCAAAAAGAUGAAAGGCAAAUAUACACAAUCAUUUGUUUGUAAUAAAAAAAUAAAAGUAUCCAAUUAAAAACAAGUCUGUCUAAAACGUAGUCUGCAUAAACAUUAUCAUUGUAUGAUUGAACAUUAUCUUCAGGAUCUGAUAGAAAAUACAGGGGUUGCUCAAGUUCUGGGUUAAUCAUGAAAUCAGGCUUGAAGGCUUUAAACUUCAGACUGUUAUACAGGUGUGAAGAUUGUUCUUUUCUGGAACAAUUGCAUAAAAAACAGUAUGAAGUACCUUUAAAUGAAUAUAAAUGUCUUAAUGACUUUGGAAACAAUUUCAAAGGGGUCUAAGCCUCUUUACACUGCCUUGGGCAUGACUCCCUUAUAGUCUCAUGAUCGACAAUGAUUAGCUGUUAAAAUCCCUGGAAAAAGUUAUGAUCAGUUUGACUGUCUUAUAUUAGACAAAGUUUCUAUAUAUACACUAUCGUUAAGUACAUAAUUUCGAGUUUAGAUCAAAACAGUAUUCUAGUCAGUAUAAUCAUCAUUAGCAAUUUGCAUGAUACAUAAUUAUUCAAAACAUCGCUAUGAAUAUUUCAUUUACUUCGAAAUUGAUCCAGACAGUCUUUAAAGGGAACUCACUUGUAAACUUUUCAGAAAUUCAAGACCAAAAUAAAACAAUGCAUUUUUACUUAAAAAUAAUCAGACAUUUGUUUGUUAAUUUUCAUUCUGUAGACAAGACAAUCACAAUUGUAUUUGUACAGUUCUAUACUAUAUAAAAGAUGUUAAAAUAGCUUUAAAAAUGUUUGUUAAAUGAUAGAUAGUUUUUCAACAUUAUAGAAAGAUUGUCUUCCACUUCCAAUGCCAAAUAUGUUGCAAACUAUCUUGUUGGAAUAAGUCGUUUUAACAAAAUGAAUAACCAUUUAAUGUCAAUCAUUUCAUUUCAUAAGUAAAUAAUACCCACAUGAUUUCAUGGAAAAUAUUAAUUGUAUACCAAAAUGUUUCGUUCACAAUAGCAACAACUGUUAAUAAUUUUUGUAAGGUACCGUGUUAUUUAUACAGUAUUAAAUCAUGGAAAAUCUC
Molecule: messenger RNA, 4804 nt
Organism: Mya arenaria
Lineage: Eukaryota; Metazoa; Mollusca; Bivalvia; Myida; Myidae
Product: prickle planar cell polarity protein 3-A-like
Exons: 6
Coding region: 305-2521 (738 amino acids)
Molecular function (GO): zinc ion binding
Source: RefSeq, a predicted model, not a curated record